AUGGUCGACGACGACGCUUUCCUUGGAGCUUUGUUCGCGUCUCUCACGAUUUUGCACGCUUCGGGGGAAGAGAUGUCUGCAUUGGAAACACUUUCGGUGACCAAUCGACGCUUUUUUAUGACGAGGAAAGCGCCAUCGAACGAGACCUCAAAAGCCGCAAAAGAAGAAGAAGACAAAGAAGAAGACAAACGACAACAACCGAAACCGUUCGAUAAAGUUUCCGAUGCCGCGAUUCGGAUGUUUUAUGCGUUGAAGGAGAUGCAAGAAGAAGAUGAUGAAGAGAAAAAAAGUUGUCUCGUCAAAUUAACAUCGAACAUGGGCACCGAGCGAACGUUCGCGACGCCGAGUUGUUUUGCUCAAUGUUUACUGGAAUUCAUGAAUAAUGAAACGCAGAAAGGACUGUACGUGCACGCUAAAGUGAACGAGUCUACCGGCUCGAUUUGGUUUUGUUCGGUGGAGUAUUACGAAACGUGUAAACAUGACGGGUGGUGGCGGUGUCACGAGUGCGGCGCGUUUGCGAGCGACGAGAGAGCUUUGUGGUGGCAUCAGAAAACGAAACACGAUUUGACGCACAGUGACGCGAUGAAGGAAGUAGAGGCGGAGAGGAACGCGUUGAGCGUGAUUUUGAACGGUAGUUUAGUUAGGAUAGCACCGGGUGUUGGUGGUGAUUGUAGCAGUAGCGGCGGUAAACUUCAACAAAAGAAGAGGAAAGAUCCCGACGAUUUGCAGAAAGCGAUACGAGCGGCGAAGGGUGGAGAUUUAGGUGAAGAGUUUGAGAAAUGUAUCAUAGAGAAAAAGAUUGUGCGAUUACCGUUUCAGUCGCUGGAGUAUUCAAGAAGAGGUGAUAUAGACGCGCUGCGAAAGUGUACGGAGGAUGUGAAGAACUGCUUGGACUCAAACGGCGCCUCGUGUUUGCACUGGGCGUGCGGUUCGGAUAGUUUGCAGGUUGUUCAAUAUCUCAUCGAAGAGCUCAAUUUCGACCCGAAUCAGCCGCAAAAAGGCAAGCGGAGUUACGAAGGACGAACGCCUUUGCAUUGGGCCGCGAGGAAUGGUAACAUACGCGUGUGCAAAUAUCUGCUCGAAACGUGUAAAGUUGACGUAAAUUGCAAAACAAACGACGGAACGUCGGCGUUUGCGUGGGCAACUUGGAAAGGUGAGAUAGAUGUCAUGAAACUACUGAUUAGGUUUGGUGCAAACGCGAGAGAAUCGGCGAAUCAGUUUGGGUGUAACGCGGCCAUGUGGGCGUGUCAAAGCGACGGUGAUAACGUGGACGUGUGUGAAUAUUUACGUUCGUUGAAUGUGACUUUUCGAUUGGUUAACGCCAAUGGGCAUUCGGCGUUGCACAAAGCGGCGCAGCGAGGGAACGAGAGAGUUGUAGAUUGGAUUAUUGAGAACUCAAGAAGGCUUGGACUUUCCUAUUCCUUACAUUGCAGAAAGGAUCUAGAAGGCUUUCGACCGUCGGAUUUAGCAAAGAUGGAAGACAAAGAGUUUUUGUGCACGAAAAUUGAACGAUUUCAACGGCGGUUGCAAUUCGAGGAAGAAGAAGAAGAAGAAGAAGAAGAAGAGCGCGUAGAACACGAAAAAAGAAACGAAAAAGAUGAUGAUGCUAUUAAACGCCAUCGAGUUCGAUAUCCUCCUACAUCCUUCUACGCCGCGGUAUCGACCGGGCGCUUGGAUUUAUUUCGCAAUAUUAUUGACGUAGACCCGUACUACGCAUCGCAAGACAACGGGGCAGGCUCGCCGCUGCACUUUGCCGCUUCUUACGGAGAGCCAGACAUGAUUUCAGAAUUACUCGAAUACGGUGGUUUGGUCAAUCAAAGAGAUCUAUUCGGAAUGACACCGUUGCAUCGAGCGGCGACGUUGAUGCAAAAAUACGUCGUCGGUGCCGCGAUACAGGAGGAAUACGAUGAUUUGGUGAAAAAAUUAGCCGAGAUUAAAGAGUUUCGACGGAGUGCUGAUGAGGAGAGGAACGAGAAUAAGAGCGAACUGAAACGACUAAACAAAGCGGCGUGGAAACGUGACUCGCAGCGCGCAAAGGAUAUCGAAACGAUGUUCGAGAAACCAUCGCAGCUUUUGGGCACCAAAAACGCUUUGCAAACGUAUCGCACUUUGCUCGCGCUCGGCGCCGACCCAAGCUCGAGAGAUGAUAUUUUGAAACUGACGCCUCGCGAGUUGGCAAAAAGAGACAUCAAUACGAAUUUUGCGAGUGAGAUUACGGAUGCGGAAGUCAACCGUCGAAUUGAAGCGCUCAUUAAUCAGUUGGAACACGAAACGAAGGAAGCGCCGACGAGCAGUAAAACUGGUGGCUAUGGCAACACUAACAGGGGGGCGUUCAAAAAUUGGCACGCGCUGAGAAAACGCACGAAAAGAGUAGCAGCACAAAACGCAGAAGAUAUUCGUGAUAGUUUUUGGCACGCGUAUUACGCCGAACGCAAUCGCGCGAUUGAAGUGAGGUGCUUGAAUGACCAUAAAUCGUUCUCCGUUGGGAAAGAGAUCCCCGUCGCUCGCUACGAUGUGGAGGAAGAGGAUCGUGUGAUCGAAGAAUCGGAGGCGGUAUCAGCGCUUCGAAGUUUUGAUGAUACCGAGGCAGUGCGAAAAGAAGCAAUAGAUGGCGUCCCGGGCGCGUUUCUUCUACGAAACGUCUUCACAAAAUCGAAUGCACAGAUUCUCGCGAAAUAUGUUAAUCAAAUCCAACCGAACAAGUACAAUCAAACAAACGCGAGGAGAGAAUCCAUGGCGGAGAAAAUCAUGCGCACCAACUUGGAAAUAUUGAACAGCGCCGAUGAAUAUUUCACGGCGAACGAAGAAUCCGUAAAAUCUGUUUUGAAAGGUUUCAAAAUUCUCGCCGUGGACCCGAUAAUAGCGCUUUCCUCGACGGAUACGUUUUAUGGCGAAUCUCGACUUCCCGUGGAGCCGGUUUCGUGGUUGCCGAUGAACAACGAAAACAACAAAAACACUGCCGUUCUCGAAGCUAUGGCUAAAAGGAUACGCGAAUAUUUACCGCUUCGAUCAGGUAUGGAUGGGAAAAGCGGCAGAUACCUCGUCGACGACGAUAAUCUCCUCCUCGACGAACGCUUGCGAUGCUACCGAUACAGCGAAAAGACGUGUUCCAUCCCGCACUACGACAAGUCCACCACCGCGAAAGAAAAAGAGAUGUGCAGCGCGUACUCGCUCAUAGUCUACUUAAACGGUACCGCGCACCUCGGCGGCGAAACCGGAUUCUUCCUCGACUCUCAACCGAACUCUCGCAAAUCCAACUCUGGUCUCACCAAAAACUGCGGCGACGGCAACUUCCCUCUCGUCGAAUACGUCGCGAGCGUAAAAGGCGAAACCGGCGAUAUCCUACUCUUCCCGCACGGGAACAAAGAAGUCGACAAGGAUUACGAGCACUUGCUCCACGACGGUCGCGAAGUCUUGGCGGGAGAGAGUAAGUUUCUCAUUCGAACGGACGUUAUGUAUUACCGCUGA
This is a messenger RNA of Bathycoccus prasinos, 3468 nucleotides long. RefSeq lists its product with no specific name. Bases 1 to 3468 code for a protein of 1155 amino acids. Lineage: Eukaryota; Viridiplantae; Chlorophyta; Mamiellophyceae; Mamiellales; Bathycoccaceae. Gene Ontology annotation, molecular function: transcription cis-regulatory region binding; protein binding; iron ion binding. The record is from RefSeq and is a predicted model, not a curated record. The transcript has a single exon. Gene Ontology annotation, biological process: positive regulation of transcription by RNA polymerase II. Gene Ontology annotation, cellular component: nucleus.